Molecule: messenger RNA, 1540 nt
Organism: Chelonia mydas (Green sea turtle)
Lineage: Eukaryota; Metazoa; Chordata; Testudines; Cheloniidae
Gene: ATP6V1C2
Product: ATPase H+ transporting V1 subunit C2
Exons: 13
Coding region: 361-1509 (382 amino acids)
Biological process (GO): proton transmembrane transport
Cellular component (GO): vacuolar proton-transporting V-type ATPase, V1 domain; lysosomal membrane
Molecular function (GO): proton-transporting ATPase activity, rotational mechanism
Source: RefSeq, a predicted model, not a curated record
CCCCAGUUCUGCCUGUCUGUCCCUCUCCUACCCCUCCUUCCACCUGGUUAUUCCUCCCUGCAAAAGUUCUCCCCAUCCUUCCCUUCCCAUUCUGAUAGCAAAGAAUGUACAGCUAGGGCAGUGCCUUCAGAAGAUGUUAUUGAGCACGCUCAGAUCGGUGGAGCAUACCAGUUGCAGGAAGCAGUGUCUAGCACUACGCCUGAAACUCUCCACUCCCUUGCAAGCUGCACAGAGUAGCUAGUCCAGACCAAGCCACCGUUCUCACCAGCAGGGGCUCAGAGCAUCGGAGCCUCUUCUCUCAUGGAAUGAAAACUUCCAUCCAGCACAAGUGAUCAGGAGUGAAGAGAGAGGCUAAAAAGCAUGUCGGAGUUCUGGUUAAUUUCUGCACCGGGGGAUAAAGUAAAUCUGCAAGCCCUGGAGAGAAUGAACACAGUGACAUCCAAAGCCAACCUGUCCAGCAACAAUAAAUUCCUCAUCCCAGACCUCAAGGUGGGGACAUUGGAUGCUCUUGUUGGUCUCUCAGAUGAGUUGGGAAAACUUGAUAGCUCUGCUGAAAGCGUAAUAAAGAAAGUAGCACAGUACAUAGGAGAGGUUAUGGAGGACUCGAAAGAUAAAGUCCAGGAGAAUCUUCUGGCCAAUGGAGUUGACCUAAUUAGUUACCUGACCCGGUUUGAGUGGGACAUGGCCAAAUAUCCCAUAAAGCAGCCACUGAAGAAUAUUUCAGAAGCAUUAGCAAAGCAAAUCACACAAAUAGAAACAGACCUGAAGUCCCGAACAGCAGCGUACAACAACAUUAAAGGAAAUUUGCAAAGCCUGGAAAGAAAAACUGUGGGAAGUCUGUUAACUCGUACUUUAGCUGAUAUAGUGAACAAAGAAGACUUUGUGCUGAAUUCAGAAUAUCUCAUCACUCUUCUCGUUGUAGUUCCAAAAUCAAACUAUGCACAAUGGCAAAAAACAUAUGAAUCCCUCUCCAAUAUGGUAGUGCCUCGAUCCACAAAAAUGAUUGCUGAGGAUGCGGAGGGAGGACUCUUCACUGUGACACUGUUUAGAAAAGUGAUGGAUGAUUUCAAAGCCAAAGCGAGAGAAAACAGGUUCAUGGUCCGAGAAUUUUAUUUUGAUGAGAAAGAACUGAAAUGUGAAAAGGAAGAAAUGAUUAAAUUAGCUUCUGAUAAGAAACAACAAUAUGGGCCACUACUGCGCUGGCUGAAAGUAAACUUCAGUGAAGCAUUUGUGGCUUGGAUUCACGUAAAAGCCCUGAGAGUUUUUGUUGAAUCUGUCCUGAGGUAUGGCCUACCCGUGAAUUUCCAGGCAAUGCUGCUGCAGCCCAGCAAGAAGUCUGUAAAACGCCUCAGAGAUGUUCUAAAUGCAGUCUUCAAACACCUGGACGAAGUAGCAGCAGCAAGUAUAUUGGAUAUGAGCAUGGACAUUCCUGGUUUACAACUGAGCAAUCAAGAAUACUAUCCUUAUGUCUAUUUCAAGAUCGACCUCAGUCUUCUUGAUUACAGUUAAGAAUUAAAAAAAAAAAUUUUUAAACAAAAAA